Messenger RNA from Mytilinidion resinicola, 1628 nucleotides. RefSeq lists its product as uncharacterized. Lineage: Eukaryota; Fungi; Ascomycota; Dothideomycetes; Mytilinidiales; Mytilinidiaceae. The record is from RefSeq and is a predicted model, not a curated record. The coding region runs from base 96 to 1181 and encodes 361 amino acids. The transcript is spliced from 2 exons.
CUUUAGCGGCCCGUUUGCUGCAUUUUCAUUUCCUCUUGUCUUUUGAGCCUGGGUGACAGUGUAUUCCCCCCAAGAAGCACCCCCAGACCGCUAUCAUGUCCAAGACGACUACUUUCUCAACCAUCACGCCCCUCCCCUCCAUCAUCACCAGGGAGGCCGUCAUUUCAACAUACCAUGACCACAUCGCCAUGAUCGAGCUGAACCCGCUCGUCGUAGAGCGUUUCAAGUGCAAACCGCCCGCCUAUGCAACAGCAGAGGAAUUCCAUGCGACUUGGUACACCAUCAAAGACAAGAUCCAAUACAUCCCCGGCACCUCCCUCGCCAAUGGCUCCGUCUCCUACCACGCCUGCUUCCACGACCUCCCCGACGCCCUCCAAACCCACGUCUACGCACCCCUAGGGCUCGACAUCAAAGCGAAAUGGUCCGUCGGCGGCUCUCUCCCCGGCGAACCCCCCCAACCUGCUGAACUGGGCCUCGGGAUACCGAAAGAGGGGCUGUACCUCAGGGAAGACGUCAAAAUGAAGUGCAACAUCAUGAUGAUCAGCUUCGUAAAGAAAACCUUCAAAGAGGCGCACUCAAAGCUCGUAGACAGACUAGUCGAAAAAACCCACCAGCUCGAAGCAAAAGCGAAAGCAGAGCGCGCGAAGAACCCGCCACCGCCUCCUCCAAACCCACACACCUCAAUCGCGCCAGGCCACAAGGAGAUCGCGCUCAUGAGCCCCAUGUUCCAGCCCGGCACCGCGGGCUACCAGCACAUGGCCGGCUACCCGAACUCCAACACGAGCAGCCCGAUGACGAGCCCGCAGCCGCAGCACGCGCAGACGUUUGGCGUGCCAGGGCUGCCGCCGUUCAACCCGUAUGGGCAGAGUGGCGCGUAUCAGCCGCAGGCGCAGAACCCGUACGCGAGUGAUCCGAGGUAUUCGCAGCAUGGGCAGCAGCCGCAGUAUGAUCAGAAGCCGUUGCCCGAUCCUAGGUUCUCGCAGUAUCCGGAUCAGAAGAUGGAUCCGAGGUACUCGCAGCAUGGGGAUCAGAGGGUGUCGAUGCAUCCGGCGGAUCAGGCGGGCGAUCAGAAGUAUCGGUAUGAGACGGGGCAGCCGCAUCCGACGCAGUUUGCGCCGGUGGAGCUGCCGACGAGUUUGGAUGGGAGAGGGGGGCAGACGGAGCCGGUUGAGUUGGCUUGAGUUGGUAAGGAACGGGGAGGAAAGACGGCGUACAUUUCAUGUUAUGGGUCUGAAAGUUCAAAGACCGAAUUUCAUAAGUCACAACACGGGGCCGACUAUUUUAUACGAGUCCUGAUUGCCCGCUUUCGUGCUUGUAUCUCUUUCUUCUUGUUUAUGCGAUACCCCGUGUAUGGCUACAUAGGCUUGCUCCUAGGGUAGCUCGCAAGGUUGAGAGCGUCGACUUACAUGCGCCAUCAUAUUUUCAUUGUGUCCGUUUGUUACCCCUCUAAGAAACCCGAUCCGUGUGUUGAAGAAUCAGUGAGCUGAAGGCAUUUAUACUCCCACCACGCAAGACCUCCACGGUCACGUGAAUGUGUGAAAGCUAGAUUUUUUACUCCCCCCUACUCUUUCAUUUCAACAGAGAGUUAGCUAUUCAUGUCCCCAAAUAUUUGGGUGGGGAAGGCAGGC